Messenger RNA from Erpetoichthys calabaricus (reedfish), 6705 nucleotides. RefSeq names its product monocyte to macrophage differentiation-associated 2a (gene mmd2a). The coding region runs from base 1197 to 2006 and encodes 269 amino acids. The transcript is spliced from 8 exons. Lineage: Eukaryota; Metazoa; Chordata; Cladistia; Polypteriformes; Polypteridae. Gene Ontology annotation, cellular component: membrane. The record is from RefSeq and is a predicted model, not a curated record. Gene Ontology annotation, molecular function: pore-forming activity.
CCUAUAGAAUAUUAGGCAGAUGAUUUUAAUGAUAUGCUUGACUGGUGCAUAUACAGUAUACACUAUUAUACUAUAUCUAUCUAUCUAUCUAUCUAUCUAUCUAUCUAUCUAUCUAUCUAUCUAUCUAUCUAUCUAUCUAUCUAUCUAUCUAUCUAUCUAUCUAUCUAUCUAUGAUGUGUGUGUGUGAUAUGUAUAAAACAGCUCGCUUAUUCUUUAUAAUAAAGCCCAGAUAGCGUAACACUGAGCGCACCAUCCAGUCAAGAGCACACACAAUAAAUAAAUAUUUAAACAUACUUAGCCGCCGUGUGAUUGCGCAUCUGGAUUUUUCAUUUCAAAAUGUAAAAUUCUGCCCGAGACGCAGCUUUAGGUACGCCUGCCUCUGACGUGCGCUCACCGGACACCAGAUAUCCUACUCUAGGAAACUCACGCUUUUCCUUCACUGCUGAUCCGUAGCGCAAUGGGCGGAAUUUAGAUGCGGGACGUUGUAUCAAGCAGGAAAAGCGAUAUUCCCAGGAGCGAGUGGCCCCUCGUCAGACUUCCGGAUGGUUUUAUGGUGUGCGCGCGCCCUCCUGCUUUCCAAUAAGAAGAAUCCCCGCUGUUUAACCCUAUCUUCUCUUCUCCUCUGUUUCUCUCGUUAUUGUGAUCGAUGCAAGCAAAAUCUGACAGCUAGUAUACAGGACAUUAUCAACAAGGAAAUCAGGGAAUACCUCAGAAAAGAUGGAGAAGAGGGCAGUCUCGUGAUGAUAUUCUCCUAAUAGACGCUUUUACUCAAAACUGUUGCAUUUUUCGGGCACUUUUUAUUCAAUGAAUUUGGUAAGCUUUACUUCUGAUGGAGCUAGAUACUUGACAGUUUUGUGUUAAGCAAAGGAGGAGGAGGAAGAGGAGGAGGAGGAGGUGUUGCCUUCGGCAGCUCUGGAUCGCAUCUUUUUUAAAAAGCUGCCAUGCGAGCGGAGUAGCCAACUGGCAGCGGGCGCGGGCGAGCAGUGAGUUUCCCGCAGACGCUCGCUCUUACAAUCGGGUGCCUUUUUGCAGAAGAACACUUUGCCCCAGUUGCACAAAUACGCUUUACUGCCCGGAUGCAUUGUCAGUAGAAUUGUAAGGAAGAAAAGUAAUCGAUAAAAAAGAAGCCAUAUAGCGGAUAGGAAAUUUCAGCCCUCGUCUUAAGCCAGCGAAGAAUCCCGACGUGCAACAUCUAAAUGCAUUCAAGUGUUGUUUCUUUGAUCUGCCGUCUGAGCAGCCACAAGAUACUUGGUGGAAAUGGAAAAAUGUUUAUCCCCAAGACCAUCGAUUUUCAGAAGACUAAAUAUGCAAGAUUCAUGAACAACCGAGUUCCACCCAACAAGAGAUACCAGCCAACAGAGUAUGAACAUGCAGCCAACUGUGCUACCCAUGCACUUUGGAUAAUUCCCAGCAUUCUUGGCAGCUCAACUCUUUACUUCUUAUCUGAUGACCACUGGGAGACCAUCUCGGCCUGGAUCUACGGUUUUGGCUUAUGCGGCCUUUUUAUUGUGUCGACCAUCUUUCACACCAUCUCAUGGAAGAAGAGCCACCUCCGAAUGGUUGAGCACUGCUUUCAUAUGUGUGAUCGUAUGGUCAUAUACUUCUUCAUAGCUGCCUCAUAUGCCCCAUGGCUGAACUUGAGAGAACUGGGACCAUGGGCUUCUCACAUGCGAUGGAUCAUCUGGAUAAUGGCCUGCACUGGGACUGCUUACGUGUUUUUCUUUCAUGAAAGGUACAAGAUUGUGGAGCUUGUCUGCUACGUAGUAAUGGGUGUCUUUCCAGCACUGGUCAUACUGUCUAUGGCUCAGCGAGAUGGACUCUUUGAGCUCAUCCUAGGAGGAUUUUUUUACUGCCUGGGCAUGGUUUUCUUCAAGAGUGAUGGCCGUAUACCUUUUGCCCAUGCCAUCUGGCACCUGUUUGUGGCAAUUGGAGCUGGAAUUCACUACUAUGCCAUUUGGAGGUACCUUUACACAACAGACAAUGCAGAUGCGAAAACCUCAAGAUAGCAAUCUGCUCUAUAAAUAUGUGACAUAUAGGAAGAUUGUGGUGCUACAUCAGCAAGUGAAGAGGUGUCCUUGUCUCCUUCAGUGUUGGUUUUCUCUUUAUAUUUUUCUAGAAAAUGAUUUCUCUAACAGUGUUUCCUUUAUUUUUAAAUUGAAAGUGUACAACCAGGAAAAAAAAACAAGACAGGCGUAGUAAAUUAAACACGAGAAGUGGUAAGUGAAUUACACAUGAGAAGUGCCAGAGUGUGCAAAACAGAAAUACAUAGGAAUCUCAUCAGCCUAUUAACAAACUGUGGUGACGUAAGAUGAAUGUCUGGUAGUCUGUGCUUUACAAUGACUAACAUGAGAAUGAGUCAAAGUAAAGAUCUACUAAUGUUGUGGAUUUUCAUAUAUUUCUUUGUCUUAAAGCGAUCAAAACUGUAAAUAUAUGUCUUGGUCCUAAGAGAAGACAUGCCAUCAUUUUAUGUGCAUUAUGUCCCGUUCUUUGCAAUAUUGUAAGGCACUGUGUGCACUGAUGGUACAUUAUUAGGAAAUUUAUCCUAAUUUGAAAAUGCUGAUUCACGUUCAGGGAAAGGUUACUGUACUAAUCAGACACCAAGUAAAAUACUCUGACCUUGCCGUCGUGAGUUAUACAGUUUGAAAGAUGAGGUCCACAUAGUGUGUAAAAUCAGUCUGUCUUUAGCUAGUUCACUGCCAAAGAAUCCACAGAUAUGGAACAUUACAAGUGCUAUUUUUAAACAACAAACAGUAAACCACACUGCCCUUUAUUAUCUUUAAUAUAAAACAUAAAAAUCCAUGCAUCGAUUUUCUGCAACUACUGUACAUAGCCUUGUUUGAGACUUUAGGGAUUCAUAAAAUAACAGAAAUCUUAGUAAACAGAAACACUGCGCAAACAGUUGUUUACUUCUAAAAAUCCAUCCAUCUUCAAAGCUGCUUAUGUUUGCUGGGCUAAAACCCAUCCCUACAGCACUGGGUUCAAGGUGAAACACCCCCUGAAUUGGGCAUAGUACCAAAAAUGGCCGGCUUCAUUAUUAAAUACUGAGGAUUAUUUUUUUUCUAUUUUAUUCUGUGCUGAACUGUCUGUGGCCUUCCUUUCAAUCUGUUUAUUGAUUAAUAGUUAUAUGUGGCACAUUUUCUUUUCUUGUAUUAACUCUAUUAUUCAUAUAACAAGAUAGAUCGCAUAGUGAACAUCAGAAAGGUGUCAGGGCAAAAUAUUUUGCUUUUAGUGCCACUUGUAAAGUGCAUAAUGUAAAAGAAAAAUGAAAGAAUAUAAGUAUUACAAAUGAAUGGAUGUGAUGGAUAACAGUCCUGUGACAUUUUGUUUACUGUCAUGUGCUCACAAAGAUUCUUAGAUGCAGGUCUCCCACAGACUUGUGGUGAUACAACGAUACCAACAACAGACAAUAGCCACACUGUACACUAAACACCACUAUUUUAUUUAGAACUUUUCACAACACGUAUCAUCUCAAGGUACUUUAUUAACUAAAUAAUUUUGGAAUACAGCAGAUAGAACAACAUUACAAGGUAGGAAGAAGAAAGGCAGACUGAGUUGAACCUGCAAAACAAAACAGCUAUAUUAAAUUAUUCAGAUAUGAACCCGACUUUUAGGCCUCUCCAUUUACUCUAUAUACCAUAUGUUCAUUCAUACAGGAAAGGCAUGUGUCUUUUGGUAGUACCUUGUAUUACUGUAUACAGUAUGUUUGUGCAAGAGCAUAUGUAAUUGUGUGUGUCUGUUUGUAAUGCUUGCACCUAGAUAUUUAGUAGAGGUUGUCAGUACAUAAGAUGAAUGUACAGCUUUCUAAAACCAGUGUUAGCAGUAGAGCAUCCCAGUUCAAUAAGACUUUUUUUUUUAAAUCCCAGUCUGGUCCCUGCCUAUGUGGAGAUUACAUGCUCUUUCUGCGGCGUACCUAAAUGUUCUUCUCAAUGUACUCUGGUUUGGAGUUUACAUGUUCUCCCCAUGUCUACAUACAGUAGGUGUUUCUCAAGGUGCUUUGUCAUGCAGCUAUACCACAUGUACUUCCACCCAGAACUAGUAAUCCACCUGACCAGUACUUGGAUGGGAGACCAUCCAGGAAAAGUUUGUGUUGCUGUUGGAAGAGGUGUUGGUUAGGCUGGCAGGGGCUGCUUCCCCUGUGGUCUGUGUGUAUAUCCCAAUGCCCCAGUGCAGUGACAGGGACACUGAGUUGUAAAAAUUGAAACCACCCUUCAGAUGAGGUCCUGACUCUCUGUGGUCAUUAAAAAAUCUCUGGACAUCUUUUGCAACGAGCAGGGCGUAUCCUGAUGUCCAUGCUAAAUUUCCCAUCAUGGGUUAAUAAUUGCGGCCCUCUAAUCAUCCCAUGUCUCUGACUGGCUAUCUCUCUCUCUCUCACACCCCUUCACCUCUUAAUAACUGAUGUGGGGUGAGCACACUGUUGGAAAAUGGCAGCCAUUGCAUCAUUUAGGUGGAUGCUACACAUUGGAGGUGGUUGAAGUGGCUCCCCUUCCCUUUGUAAUGCGAUUUGAGUGUCUUAAAAAGUAUUAUAUAAUCUUCUUCUGCCUUGGUUUUCCUCCCGCCUCCCAAAGACAUGCAUGCCAGGUUAGUAAGUGACUCUAAAUUGGCCCCAGGUGAGUGCCUGUGUGUGUCUGCAUGAGUGUGUCCUGCAACGGACUGACAAACCUUCCAGGGCUCCUGCCAGCCUUUUGCCUAAAGCAGCCAACAUACCUAGAAUUUGAGGUAGUCCCUUAGAUCAGAAAAUGCAAGCUGGCUCAUGGUGGAUAAAUGUAUGACAUUAAAUGGAAUAAUAAUAUUUGAUGGAGCAGCAGUCCCUUUUGGACAGCUGACUUGAGGUAAAACACCAGGCUUCUCCUCCAUCUAUAUGGAGUCUGCUUGUUCUCCUCUAGUCCAGGGUAUGUGUGUGUGUAAUGUGCCUGGUGAUGGACUGAUGUUCCAUCCAAACUUGGUUACUGCCUUGCACCCAAUGCUGCCGCAACACUGAACUGGAUUAAGCAAGUUGGAAAGAGGAUGGAUGGAUGAACUUAGAACCAUUCCAGGACCUUGCCAGGUCUAACUGCACUGAUCCUUUCAAUGCCAGUAUUAGCUAGUACUGUAUACAUCCUCUCACUUUUCAAAUACUGACAUUUCCAGGGUCUAGAAAAUGGACUCUUUUAUCAAAUGGUAUUGACAGCCUUCUUUUGCACUUAUUGGGCUGAGUUUAUACAUUCCUGUAACAUUGUUAGGUGGCCUAAGCUGUAGAUGGCUACAAAUACACAUGAUGCCAAAUGGGAUACAGGCUGCUAAGUGGCACAGGUCACACCACCCCACUGCUGGCUCGUGUGUGCCUACUAUUUGUAAAAUACUUUAUGAUAAUACUGGCUGCAAAAGACACUAUACAAAACAACACCUACUUAAUAUGUUUACAUUCUAGCAAAUAGCAGAAUCCAUGUGCUCUGGUAAAUAGCAGCAAUAUCCUGCCAUCCGAACAGUGUUUUCUGAUGUUGUGCGUUCUGUAGAUUUCUGAUUGAUUGAUCAGUUAAGAUAUUAAGAUAAUCUCUAAAAAACAACUAACAAGGAAUCAGACAAGGUGCAAAGGGAGGCCAGGUGAUAUCUUCUUUAAAAAAGGUACAACUGAAAAUUCUUGCCUCCGCACCAAAGUGGCCUCCUUGUCAGAUUUUCAGCUCUACCUAUUGAAUCAUAGCAGGCAUUCAUAUUAAUCAAGAUGGCUCUGCUGUGUUUUUUGCAGUAUUUUAUUAUACAACAGUGUUUCCAGGUGUCAUCUUUACUAUAAAAGUGUUAUGAUGAUAAACAAUUUUUUUUGCACCUUGUGCCUGCAGGGUAAUGCAUGCUGUACAGUAUAGCGUCUGAAAUCAUAAAUGGCUCUUUCCAUACAGCAGCAUUUCUAAUGGAUUGUGUUAACUAAACACAUUUUGAUUGUCUUAUAAAUCAUCCAUCUUACUAUACUUUGUUUGAUCAUUUUUGGAUAUUUACUCUUUUCAUAAUAAUACAUACUAAAAUGACCAAUAGAAACAUGUCCCAGAAACUGUGUUAUGUCAUGUGAACCGUUAUAAAGUAAGGCAGGUUACCUGGAUUUUACUGGAUUUUUCUGUGUUACACCCCUCCCCCAACCGCUGAGCCAUACCCCAACAAAGUGAUGCACUGAAUUUAAGGGGUUAUAUCCAGGAUAUUUGUGAGUUGAGGAAGGGGACAUUUACAGAGCAGCAGUUAGGAGGAACUGAAAUGAAAUAAUGAAGGUGGGUGGUGAAAGGCCAUGAGCAUGGUGCAUAUAGAAGAUAAAACUGCGUAGCUGGGGUACUGGGUGGGUGGUGCACCAAUUCAAAAUGCCUUUGCUUCUCAAGCAAUCAGGUUUCUAACACUUACUUGCCUUCUUUUGCUAUUCAGUAUUUAUAGAUCUGGCUUGUCUUGUAUAAAUGAGGAUCUAAUAAAAUAACUUAUUAACUUUUGUUCAUCUAUGAAAGUGCAUAUCCAAUGUAGUAUUUAUUUGUAUAAUUUUACUAUUUAUAAUUAACUUUUGGAAGUUUUAAUUCCUCUACAAAAAAAUGUGAAUUUUCCUUUUAUUAGUAUGUGUCUUUUGAAUGACGUUUGAUAUGUUGCUUAGUUAUUAAUACUGUUAUUAUUGAAACUGUUUUCCUCAUUGCUACUGCAUGAAGCCUAAUCAAUUUUGUGUUGCAAGUUACACAGAUUAAAGUUGGGGGACAGAAAAAAAAA